AUGGGGCGUGGCGGGAGGUCACGCACUCAAAGAAAGCAUUUCCGUCAGAACAGAGAAAAUGUGUGGAAGCGUUCAAAAUCGGAUCCUGAUUCUUCCGACACCAAAAAUCCUCAUUGGACUCCGUUCUCCACUGAGAACCCUGCUUUCGAUGACUAUUACAAGGAGCAAGGGGUAGUGGAUCCUCAAGAAUGGGAUCAAUUUGUCACGGUUCUCAGAACUCCUUUGCCUGCAUCCUUUAGAAUCAAUUCUAGUAGCCAGUUCUCUGACGACAUUCGCUCCCAACUGGAGAAUGAAUUUGUGCAAUCUCUUCGUGCUGAGGUUGUUGAAGGAGGUGAGACAGAGGCUAUUAGGCCAUUGCCGUGGUAUCCUGGGAAUUUUGCUUGGCAUUCGAAUUUUUCUCGGAUGCAGCUCAGGAAGAACCAAACACUUGAGAGGUUCCAUGAAUUCUUAAAGCUAGAAAAUGAAAUUGGAAAUAUCACAAGACAGGAAGCUGUUAGUAUGGUGCCUCCCCUCUUCUUGGAUGUGCAUUCAGAUCAUUUUGUUCUUGAUAUGUGUGCUGCACCAGGUUCGAAAACAUUCCAAUUGCUUGAGAUCAUACACCAAUCAACUAAAGCAGGAUCACUACCUGAUGGAAUGGUUAUAGCAAAUGAUCUUGAUGUCCAAAGAUGUAAUCUUCUCAUCCACCAAACAAAACGUAUGUGCACGGCCAACCUAAUUGUUACUAAUCACGAAGCACAGAACUUCCCUGGAUGCCGUUUAAACAGGAAUUAUGAAAGGAUGGAGUCAGAUCAGAAGAUUGGCCAACUGUUAUUUGAUCGUGUUCUGUGUGAUGUCCCAUGCAGUGGAGAUGGUACCCUUCGUAAGGCACCUGAUCUAUGGAGGAAAUGGAACACAGGGAUGGGACAUGGGCUUCAUAGCCUACAAGUUUUAAUUGCUAUGCGAGGUAUAUCUUUACUUAAAAUUGGUGGAAGAAUGGUUUAUUCAACAUGCUCAAUGAACCCUAUUGAGAAUGAAGCUGUGAUUGCAGAGGUUUUGCAGAGGUGUGGAGGGUCUGUUAAACUUCUUGAUGUCUCUAGUGAGCUUCCGCAACUCAUUCGUCGGUCAGGUCUCAAGAGAUGGAAGGUAAAUGACAGGGGUACAUGGUUGGUCUCUUACAAAGAUGUUCCUAAGUUUCGUAGAAGUGUAAUUCUCCCCAGUAUGUUUCCUUCUGGCAAAAGCUAUCAGGAUCUUGUUGACAGUAAUUGUAAUGUUGACAUGGGAGAUGACAUUACUAACGGUGAUAAUGGAAAUGCUGAAGAUGGUAUUCAAGCAGUAGAGAAUCCUGUGAUGCCUGAGUCUGCUGAGGAAGUUUCUGAGUUUCCUCUAGAGCAUUGCAUGAGGAUAGUGCCUCAGGAUCAGAACACUGGAGCCUUCUUCAUUGCUGUACUGCAAAAAGUUUCCCCUCUGCCAGCAAUUCCGGAAAAACCUAAAAUAGAAAUUGAUGAGCAGUAUGUAGAACCAGCAGACCAGAGUCUGAAGGAUGCACAAGUACUGCAGAUUAAUUCAUUAGCAAGUGCACAUGAGGUCUUCGAAGCAGUUGCAGAGGAAAAUGUAAAUGACGAUGAACCCAAUACCGAAGAUUUGGAAGUCAGUCCUGUUACAUGUGAAGAACAGAAUGCCAAGGAAACUCAAGAGCCCCAUAAUAUACAAAACAUGGCAAAGAAGGUUCCAGGCAAAAGAAAGCUUCAAAUUCAAGGCAAAUGGAGAGGUGUUGACCCUGUUGUCUUUCUCAAAGAUGAAGCAAUCAUUAAUAGUAUAAGGGCUUUUUAUGGGAUCGAUGAGCAUUUUCCAUUCAACGGUCACCUUGUUACAAGAAACAAUGAUACAAGUCAUGUGAAAAGAAUUUACUAUAUUUCCAAGUCAGUCAAGGAUGUUCUUGAGUUGAACUUCUCAGGUGGGCAGCAACUUAAAAUAACUUCCAUUGGCCUGAAGAUGUUUGAAAGACAAACUGCACGAGAAGGUAGCUCUGCACCAUGUGCUUUUCGGAUAUCAUCUGAAGGAUUGCCCCUUAUUCUCCCAUACAUAACCAAACAGAUUCUACAUGCAUCUCCCGUAGAUUUCAAGCAUCUUCUGCAGAACAAAGACGUAAAAUUUGGGGAUUUUGUUGAUGCUGAGUUUGGUGAAAAGGCAGCAAAUCUAAUGCCAGGCUGUUGUGUGGUUGCUUUGGGUGAAGAGUCCCUCAAAGUGGAUAACUCAACAAUAGCCAUUGGAUGCUGGAGGGGUAGGGCGAGAUUGACCGUGAUGGUUACUGCAAUGGACUGCCAAGAACUACUUGAAAGGCUUUUAAUACGACUAGACACAGAAAAGGGCUCCUCGGGGCACAUCAACAAUUCCUCUAAUAAUGUGGGAAGUGAAGUACAGCCUGUAGAGGAGUUGAACGGUAAAAAUGAUGAUGAUGUGAAAGUUGCUGGCAGUCAGUGACUACUUAACUAUCUACUAAAAAAAAGAGUGACUACUUAACAGAUAUUUUUGCUAUUGCAUUUACAAAAAUGGUGAUUUUUUACUUCACCCAUGAAUCAUUAGUGAUAAAAUUGCUUGUUUUUGUAAUUCCGUCUAUGUCAUGUUUGUGUUUUCGUUUCAGUACGAGACAGUUUUACUCAAAAUAUGGUUUGAGACUAAAGGUGCUAUUCUCUAACGCA
Molecule: messenger RNA, 2678 nt
Organism: Gastrolobium bilobum
Lineage: Eukaryota; Viridiplantae; Streptophyta; Magnoliopsida; Fabales; Fabaceae
Exons: 14
Coding region: 1-2460 (819 amino acids)
Biological process (GO): RNA methylation
Molecular function (GO): RNA binding; tRNA (cytidine-N5)-methyltransferase activity
Source: RefSeq, a predicted model, not a curated record